This is a messenger RNA of Anarrhichthys ocellatus (wolf-eel), 3198 nucleotides long. Its product is annotated as vesicle-associated membrane protein 1-like. NCBI's taxonomy places the organism in Eukaryota, Metazoa, Chordata, Actinopteri, Perciformes, Anarhichadidae. The record is from RefSeq and is a predicted model, not a curated record. Gene Ontology annotation, cellular component: membrane. The transcript is spliced from 5 exons. Gene Ontology annotation, biological process: vesicle-mediated transport. The coding region runs from base 874 to 1248 and encodes 124 amino acids.
AUCCGACAAAGAGCUGCAGUACUGCAAAGUGUAAAGGGAGCGAGAGAGAGAGGAGAGAGAGGGGUGAGGGAGGGAGGGGGUUCCGCACUGUCGUUACGAGUCCAAGUGAAGGCAGGAGGAGAGACGCAUUAAUGCAGUAGCCUACAGUGCCACAGCACUUUACACGGGCGAAACUACCGCACUUCCCUCGAGACGCACAGAGAGAAAAAGCGAGCUAGAGAGAGGGAGGUGGGGGGUAACAGAAAUCCAAGAGAGAGAACUGAUUUCUCAUGACUGGACUUUUUCUUUUUUCCCCCUUAAUUUUGAAAUUGCACGCAUUUGCCAUUAGCUUUUAGAAGAGGCAACUCAACAACCAGCCAAUCAGCGCUGCGUCUCCGCAUCCAGGAGCAGGUCUAUAAGGACUCCGCAUCAACUGCAUGCAUCCCUGCAGGAUUUAUAAACAUCCGUGGAUUUCGUUUGAAUGGAUUAUAAUUUAGAAGUACUUUUGUCUUGAGCUCAGCAUCGCUCUCCUUCACUUCCUGCUUUCUAGUCCAGUCACUCAGUGAAUUAUCGCCCGGCCCGGUUACGUGUCUCAGUAUAUUGCGGUACUUUGUUGACGACUUGCAGUGUAAAUGCAUCGCUAGAAGAUCGGCUCCACUGCGCAAAGACCCGCAGUCUGUUUACUGUCAGCGCGCCACUUUAAUUACUUUGCUGAUUGUACAUUUUGACUUUUUAGACCAGUGCCUAGACAUUUUCGUCUGUUUUUUUUCCCUGUCAUCUUGCUGUUUUCUUUUUCCUUCCCCCCCUUGUGGUACUUCAGACCCUCCCUCUCCACCUCAGAUCCCUCACCCCUCCUCCGCUGCCCGUGAGUCAGUUCAAACAGCUGCAUAGAAGAUGUCUGCCCCGGAUGCUGCUGCAGGUGGAGCCCCUGGUGCUCCAGGAGCCCCUGGUGCCGAUGGAGCCCCAGGCGGUGUCCCUCCUGGCCCACCCAAUACUUCCAGCAACCGCAGGCUACAGCAGACACAGGCCCAAGUCGAGGAGGUGGUGGAUAUCAUGCGGGUGAAUGUAGACAAGGUUUUGGAAAGGGACCAGAAGCUUUCAGAGCUGGAUGACAGAGCGGAUGCUCUCCAAGCCGGAGCCUCCCAGUUUGAAAGCUGCGCAGCUCAGCUAAAGAACAAGUACUGGUGGAAGAACUGCAAGAUGAUGAUCAUGAUGGGUAUCAUUGGAGUCAUUGUGGUUGGAAUACUAUUCUUGUACUUCUUCUACUGAGCGCAGCCCAUCAAUACAGAUGGAUAUGGACUUAAGAAUGAUACGAGAGGGAAGAGGGAAAAAAAAAAAGAUACCCAAGCGCCACUCCUCCCCUUUUAUCCGUCCUCCCUUCUCCUCUUCACACAGUCUUCCAUUAAACCAUUUUGCACUUCUACAUGACGGUAGUGUUUAUAGGUGUCUCCGCUCUCUUUGUCCCCCUCUCCCUCCCUUCUAGUUGCUUUCUUCCACUGUUUUGGUGUUAAGGCUCACUCACUCUCUCCCGUCUCUGCACCUCAUGUAUUAUUGAAGGACGCAGCAGGCGGAGUGGAAGAGGAAGGGAAGGAGGGGGAGAGAAAAUUCUUGUGACAUGGGAACACACAAGGCUAAGCCCUACGAACGGAGCUGUGGGGGUAAAUGUAAACGGUACAGAUGGUGAAUGAGUGCAGGGAGGUUGGUCAAGAGUUUGCAGUCCUUUCUACCCCAGAUACGCCAAAGUUUGUUCAUAUUUUAUGUUCUUUUUUGAGAGUCCCACAUUUGUAAGUUGAUACUGACAUGCCUAAUUAACACCCCCCUUCUUUCACAACUGCUACCAUCAUCGCUACUUACUUACACAAGGUCAUGUUAGAUUAAUAUUAGGAACAUUGUUUGUUGUAUGUGCGUGUGUGUAUUUGUGAUUAAAGCAUUCUAGCCAAUAGCUUUUUCAGAGUUUAGCUGUUUUUAUUAGUAAUUUUUUUUGUUUCCUUUCCUGCCUAAAUUUCUACAACGUUCAGUAACAACAAUGAGGGAAAUAAAUUUGAAAAGAGACUGUGUGAGAGUAUAAGGAAAGGAAGAAGUGUUUCAGGGAAUAGUAGUAUACAUGUUUCCCCUGUAUAAAUAAGACAAACUUCUGGACUGAUAAAUAAUUAUUGAUAAAGUAGUUGUAUAGCUUGGUUUCACCUUGGUUUUUGUACCACAGGCAGAGGCACAGUAGUAGUGUUAUGCUUAGUGGCUGAGUGAUAUGCACAGCAGGAGAAACUGACAAGCAGCCACUAACAGACAAUCUACUGUACACAUGAACUGACCCAGAGGAAGGUCUCUUAACUCUGACUUGGACAGAGUCACAGCCAUAGACAGACGAAUGUGAAGCAUCACAUUUAAAAAAAACAAAAAACACACAGGUCCAAAUGCCAACUUGUUUUGGAAGUUGUGCAAAUAAAGUGUUUGUUUGAUUGUUGUUUAAAUUUACCUGAUCUUCAAAAAGCAGGAAAAUGAGAGAAAGGACAUGAUUUAGAAACAAAGAGCCACCUUGGCCAUCCUGUCCCCAACCCCGUCACUCACAUAAAGACAGACUCACCUGCAGUAAAUGCAAAAUGAGUUUGUUUAUAACUUGCAUGGCAAACCGUGUCCAUAGUUUUGCCUAUUUGUGUGAUCUGUGUAUCUGCCAUUUCUGAAUCUAACUGCCGAUUGUACAUUUUUUUUUUGUUAGUGGUUUCAAUGACCUGUGUAUAAUGUCUUUCUGAUCUGAUAAUUACUGCUUAUGCAAUGCAAUGAUGCUCAAGAGUUCGCCAAAUGUUAAUUUAUUAAUAUUCAGAGACUGCAAACAGCUCCUACUAUAGUGAACUGCUAAAACAUGUAGUAUUGUAUGGAUAGAACAAUAGUGCACAUUAUGUCAGAUUAUGCUCCUGAAAAUGUGUUUAUAAAUUCUUUCAGGUUUUUUUGGGGGGGGGGGGGGUUGUUGGAUAUAAAAGAAAAGCUAGUUUUCUUUUCUUCGGACUGAUUUUGAAAGUUGAUCAAAAUAAAGAUGCAUAAUUGUAGCAGUUAGUUAUAAUUAUCUGAUGAUAUUGUGUAACAAUAUUAUUAGGUAAUUACCACAUGAGAACAUGUUUUGUGAUUUGCAACCUGAAAAUGCAGUGAGAUGAUGCAACUGGAUUUGCGAAAACAAAUGCAUGCUUAACACUUUUGCUGAUGCCAAUAAAGAAAUCAUCAACAGAA